UAACCAUGUGUAGUACAGCCAGUUUUGGCGCCGCCAACUCAUGUGGAACGGAGAGUGUGAUGAUAAAGAGCAAAACAAACAAACGAACAGAUGUUUGUUUUAAGUGUAAAACUGGGCUUCCUUUUGUUCUUAUCAGACACGGGGACCCCUUCUGCGGUCCUUGUUUUGAUCAUCAUCUUGUUCACAAAUUUAGACAGGGUCUUGGCAAGACAAAGAUUCUGUAUCCUGGUGAAACAGUUCUUCUGAAUGUGUCUGGUAACGUCUCCUCCCUGGCCAUGUUAAAUCUUAUGGCGACUGGAUACGAUAAAACGUCGCACAAGAAGAUAACUGCAUUCCCAAAGAUACUGAUUAUUGAUGAUAGCUGCUUGUUCGAUAUGGCAGAAAGUCCAGUUCCUGCCAUUCUUCGAAUUAUUGAAAAAGUUCCUGACAUGCCCAAACAAACUUUUGUCAUUCCAUUUGAACUGAUUUUUCUGGAGAAUUACCAAGAAAGAUGCAGGCAGUUUUGCGAGGACAAUGCUACAAGGGCAGUUGUUGAUUUGAAGGAAAUGGACACUGAUUUUGACGGGCUUUCUGAAGCUGCCAGAUCUUCUUUUCAGAAGAUAAAAACCUCAUCUGCGAAAGAAGAUAUUCAUCGAUCUCUCCAUCUUCAAAUAUUAUCUACUUUUGCUGAGAUAUUAAAGUCUACCAAAGUGAUGAUGUCAGAAGUUUCUACAGACUUAGCAGCCAGGCUACUGAACACUGUAUCUGUGGGGAGAGGUCUAUAUGUGCCUAACGAAACACAAUAUCUAGAUACAAGACUUCCUGGUCUUACCUUCAUUAACUCUAUGAGAGAAUUUACACCAAAAGAAUGCGCAUUUUAUCUCCGUCGCCUAGCAAUAACUCCAAUAACCAUUAUAUCUCACUCAACUCUAUCAGAUCCAAUAGUAGGCAGUAUGAGCAGGCUCACAGACACCUUUAUAUCGGGAUUACAAGCUAACUUCCCUUCUACUGUCAGCACUGUCAUGAAAACUGGUGCCAAGUUACAGACUGUGUCUAACGCUGGUGCUAACUGUGACGUUUGCUUCUUACCAUUGCCACAAAGUGGAGAUGUUGUUCAGGAUCUGACUCUGUUAGGGCUAGAGGAAGGGCUCUGUUCUGGCUGUCAGAUUGCUGUCAGCGAGAGCCACGAGAGUGUCAGGGGACUUAUUUCUCGGCGAGCAAAUACCAAGGAGAUAUUAGACGAGUUUCUGAUUGAUUAGUUCAAGUUCAUGUUUUUAAUUAACUUAUUAAGGUAUAUUUGGGUUUACUGAGAAAAUGUAUUGCUUUAUUUUCAACCGAAGCUAAAAGA
This is a messenger RNA of Bolinopsis microptera, 1327 nucleotides long. RefSeq names its product cytoplasmic tRNA 2-thiolation protein 2-A-like. The record is from RefSeq and is a predicted model, not a curated record. Gene Ontology annotation, molecular function: sulfurtransferase activity; tRNA binding. Bases 6 to 1238 code for a protein of 410 amino acids. Lineage: Eukaryota; Metazoa; Ctenophora; Tentaculata; Lobata; Bolinopsidae. Gene Ontology annotation, cellular component: cytosol. The transcript has 2 exons. Gene Ontology annotation, biological process: tRNA wobble position uridine thiolation.